Molecule: messenger RNA, 2880 nt
Organism: Cylindrotheca closterium
Lineage: Eukaryota; Bacillariophyta; Bacillariophyceae; Bacillariales; Bacillariaceae
Source: the annotation of a GenBank genome assembly
AUGUCAACACCAACAACAACCGAUCCAUCCAACAAGUCGAGCAUUCUCUCAAGCACGGCGUACUUCAUUCUCUGUGGAUUGUACAUUGUUGGAUUUUCCCAAAUUCUUCUGAAUGCUUGUAAAGAUGCCUUUACAAUACGCAUGAAAGCAAUUGAGGAGUAUGGAAGAGUCAUCCACGAAUUUGAUCCUUAUUUCAACUAUCGUGCUGCUGAAUAUCUUUGGCAGCAUGGUACCACUAAAUUCUUUCAUUGGUUCGAUUAUCAAUCUUGGUACCCUCUUGGACGUCCCGUUGGAACCACCAUCUUCCCUGGAAUGCAAUUUACGAGUAUGUGGAUCAAAAUGUUCAUCUUACCCGAUUGGAGCAUCAAUGACAUUUGCUGCUUAGUUCCAGCCUGGUUUGGUGUUCUCGCAACACUCGCUACGGCUGCUGUGUGUUAUGUGGCAGUCGAUUCCAUCAAAUCAUCGAAGAAGAAAUCUAUCCUACAGAAUCUUCCUGUUGUUUCUUUCCUGACUGAGAAACUCCUCAUCCCUGCUGCCAAAUUCGCUGAGAAACAAUUGAAAAACAUGACUGGUUCUACUUGGGGUCUGCCUACCUUCAAGAAUCCUCCCGCAUUGGAGUCGGCUGUGUUCACAGCUUCUAUUAUGAGCGUUGUUCCUGCUCACUUGAUGCGUAGUAUUGGGGGAGGAUAUGACAACGAGAGUGUCGCAACGACUGCGAUGCAACUGACAUUCUGGUUCUGGGUUUGGACACUCGCCAGUCCAAGCUAUUCGAUUGUACUCGGUACUAUCACUGGUUUCGCUUAUCUUUACAUGGUAGCAGCAUGGGGUGGCUACGUCUUCGUCAUCAACCUUAUUGGUGUACAUGCAGUGAUCCUUUUCCUUCUGAGAAUAACACCUUGGGAUCACUUGUACAAAUCGUACACUAGCUUUUAUAUCGUGGGCACUUUCUUGGCUAUCCAAGUCCCUGUGGUAGGCUGGACACCUAUCAAAUCCCUUGAGCAGCUGGGUCCACUCGGGGUAUUCCUUGGGUUUCAAGUAUUGCAACUUAUGAGAAUUCUGGAGCAAAAAUACAAGAAGGUGAACAAGUGGAAGGUCCGCACUUAUGUUGUCUUGGGAGGAAUGAUUGUUGCCUUGCCAGUAUUGUACUACCUGUAUUCCAUUGGAUACUUUGGACCAAUCUCAUCUCGCGUGAGAGGCUUGUUUGUAAAGCACACAAAAACUGGAAAUCCCUUGGUCGACUCUGUGGCUGAGCAUCAAGCAGCAUCCCCGCAAGCGUAUGAGCAAUAUCUCGAUGUUGCCGUUCAUAUUGCACCCAUCGGUUUUGGAAUAGUCGGGCUAAUCGGAUGCACCCCUGCCAGUAGCUUUUUGAUCACGUAUGGUGUAGCUGCCUACUUUUUCAGUCACAGAAUGGUACGAUUGAUCCUUCUCACAGCCCCCAUCGCAAGUAUUUGUGGAGGUAUCGCCCUUGGGUAUGGAUGGGCAUGGGCAAUGGCUGCGAUCUUUGGCGAUGCCCGGCCUUCCAUUGACUUUAUGUUUGAAGAAGAGGAAGUCACGGCCACAGAAUUGGCAGAAGUAGAGAAACCAAAAGUAGAGAAGUCAAAGGAAAAGAAGAAGCAGAAGAAAGGCAUGUCGAAGAAGGACACCACAGGAAGCGGCGAUGGAAACGACAAAUCGGAGUCGGGGCCAGACAACAACGGUGGUGACCCACUAUGGACUCGUCUCGUGCGACUUCUCAUCGCUACAUGGGCCAUUAUGGAAAUUAUGCCAGCUGUGGACAGUUUCCGUGACAAGGCCGAGCAAAUGUCACAUGCUUUGUCUCACCCAACCAUCAUCAUGAAACAUGGUGACUACAUCAUUGAUGAUUAUCGUCAAGCAUACUUUUGGUUGCGUGAUAAUACUCCUGAAGAUGCUAGAAUCAUGGCUUGGUGGGACUAUGGAUACCAAAUCACUGGCAUUGCCAACCGAACAACUAUCGCCGAUGGCAAUACAUGGAAUCAUGAGCACAUUGCACUCCUAGGUCGCAUCUUGACAAGUCCAUUGAAGGAUGCCCAUCGAAUCACAAGGCAUUUAGCUGACUACGUAUUGGUUUGGGCCGGUGGUGGUGGAGAUGAUGUUGCCAAGAGCCCACACUUGCGGAGAAUCGCAAACUCUGUCUACCGAGGCUUAUGCCGCGAACCCACAUGCCGGGAUUUUGGAUUCUACCGACAAGGGGAGCCUACACCAGAGAUGGAGGAAAGUCUUUUAUAUAGUUUACACAGUCACAAUAUCGCUCCAGGUGUUGAAGCGGACCGCAAUCGAUUCAAGGAGGUUUACAUGAGCAAGAACGGCAAGGUUCGAAUCUUCAAGGUCAUGAGUGUUUCCAAGGAGUCCAAAGAAUGGGUAAAGAAUAACAGGAAAUGCGACGCUCCAGAUUCGUGGUUUUGUCCAGGCCAAUAUCCUCCUGCUCUCGAGAAGAUCUUGAAGGAAAAGAAAGAUUUCGCACAGCUGGAAGAUUUCAAUCGUGGUGUCUCCGGCGAUGCCGAGUACCAGAAGCAGUACUUUGAAAACUUGAACAAUAAAGGGGGAGCAGGAUCAAAGAAAAAGAUGAAGAAACCAUCUUUCGAAAAAGUUGACGAGGAAGCCAUCAAAGUACUGAAUGAACAUUGGGAGGACAACGAACGCUCAAGUCUGAUGUGGGAUCUCAUUUCGUCGGGCAAUGGAAGAGAGUUUAUUGAUGCGCUGCAGCAAUAUCCUGAACUAGCGCACAUUCGUUCUGCAGAUGGUAGAGGGCCCAUGUGGUGGGCUCACGAAUACAACCGCCCAAAGAUGGCUGAAGUACUCGCAAAGCUUGGUGUCUCGGAUCAAUUGAAGGAUUCUGACGGGCGUCGCCCAGGAGAGUAA